AUGGUGAUAGGCUGUGCCCUAGAUUUGUUCUUGAAGCUUCAUUUUCUUCUAGUAGUCUGGAUGAUAGCUCAGGGCAUAGUGGACAGAAAGAAGGCUGGUAGUGAGAUGAUGAUUGCUCUUGUCAAUAAUGUAUCUAGGAUAUUACAUAGCAUCAAUGCUGGUGGGGAAAGAUUGAGAGGAGACAAGCUCACCCAUGCCAAUGAAGUUAUCUUGAAAGCUGAACUAUUGUUUGGAGAUGUGACUUUGCAUAAAAUGGAUGUAAUGAAAGGGCUUUUCAUCAGUCCCUUGCUUCUUGACUUGGAAACCAUUACCAAAGCAUUAUUCAUGAUCACACUCACAGCCAGCUCAUUUUGA
Prunus armeniaca (apricot) is the source of this 354-nucleotide messenger RNA. NCBI's taxonomy places the organism in Eukaryota, Viridiplantae, Streptophyta, Magnoliopsida, Rosales, Rosaceae. The record is from the annotation of a GenBank genome assembly.